ACUCAACACAAAAACCCAUCCAUCCACUGACCCACGGCAAAACCAAAUCCGCUGUCGGAAGCCUCCACUCCACUCCACUCCACUCUCUAGCAGCUCCUCAACAUUCAACAAGCCACGAGCAGAGCCACCGCGGCCAGCGAGCGCGAGUGAGGCGCCGGCGUUCGAUCGACGAGAUGAGCGUGGUGGUCCUGGACGGGUCGACGGUGCGGUCCUUCGUGGCCGACGAGGCGGCCUUCGCGCGCAGCGUGGAUGCGCGCUUCGCCGCGCUCGACGCCAACGGCGACGGCGUGCUCUCCCGCGCCGAGCUCCGCCGCGCGCUCGAGUCCUUCCGCCUCCUCGACGGCGCGGGCUUCGGCUCCGCCGAGCCGGCCCCGCUCCCGGGCGAGGUCGCGGCCCUCUACGACGCCGUGUUCGAGCAGUUCGACGCUGACCACAGCGGCGCCGUGGACCGCGCCGAGUUCCGCGGCGAGAUGCGCCGCAUCAUGCUCGCCGUCGCCGACGGCCUCGGCUGCCAGCCGCUCCAGGUCGCCGUGGACGACAAGGGCGGCAGCUUCCUGCUCGAGGCCGCGGAGCACGAGGCCGCCAUGAUCGCCGCCAGGGUCCAGGAAGAACGCGACAAGACCGCGGCCGAGGAGGCAGCCGACGGCAAGUGAUGACGGCGCCGACGGCUCCACGGUGUGUACGUGUCAAGGUGGUGACGUGGAGUGGCGCGUGGCGUGUACGUGUGAGACGAGUAGUGUGCCGCGUGCGUUUGUCCUGACUCCUUAGUGUAAUGUACCGAGUAUAUUAUGAAAAAAAUCGUUUCAGAUUCUCCUA
Messenger RNA from Triticum aestivum (bread wheat), 816 nucleotides. RefSeq lists its product as uncharacterized. The coding region runs from base 174 to 653 and encodes 159 amino acids. Gene Ontology annotation, molecular function: calcium ion binding. The record is from RefSeq and is a predicted model, not a curated record. The transcript has a single exon. NCBI's taxonomy places the organism in Eukaryota, Viridiplantae, Streptophyta, Magnoliopsida, Poales, Poaceae.